This is a messenger RNA of Rubroshorea leprosula, 1963 nucleotides long. Lineage: Eukaryota; Viridiplantae; Streptophyta; Magnoliopsida; Malvales; Dipterocarpaceae. The record is from the annotation of a GenBank genome assembly.
AAAAAGAAAAUCCAAAAAAAAAGGAAAAAAAAAAACUCAUAAAAAAAAAAAAAGGAGAAAGGAAAAACAUAAAAGCACCAGCCGUCGCGGUACCUUAAACCUCUGCUGCCUACAUUCACGCGAUCUUAUCAGCCGGAGGAAGCCAAAACGCUGAUUUUUCCUUCUUUUUCCCGGGAAAAACACCAAGCUUCUUCCUCCUUUUGUCUCUCGUCCCAACUUCUGUCCUUUUGUUUCACGCUUCUGUUCUUUGCCCCCGGAAAAAAAGUCGAUCACGGACUUGGUUUUCUUCGAGGUGGUGGAUUGUGCAGCUGAUUUCCGAGGUGAUUUUCUCGUGAUUUCUAUUGCCGUUAAUAUCUCAGUUUUUUUUUUUUCCCAGAUCUUGCUUGGCUGCUGAGAAAUCUUUCUUCCGGGUAUCCCUGGGCAGCUUGUGCAUGCUGCAAGGCUAUUCUCUCCCUGCUGUAUUGUAUUGUGAUAUACAGUGUUCUGAUGACAACAGGCCUCUGAUUUCUCUCUGCCAUUCAGUUACGAUCAGGCGAAAUUAAAAUAGAAUGGGGCUUCAUUCACGCAGUGCUGUCAGUAGAAAACCAAAUGAAAGUAUGAGGCUUAUUGUGACUACAUUUGUUGGAAUAGCUUUUGGCUUCUUAAUAGGAGUUUCUUUCCCAACAUUAUCAAUAUCAAAGCUUAAUAUUACAUCUGGCCUUCUUUUUUCUAGCAAUGAUUUUGAAUAUGAGGAAAAGACAGGCCUCCCAACUCAAAAAGCUUUGAAUGUUUUGUCUUUGAAAAAUAGUAGCUCAGCUCAUAAUGCUACCAAUACACCAAAGAUUUGGGUCCCAUCAAAUCCUCGAGGUGCAGAAAGGCUACCGCCAAGAAUUGUUAGUGCUGAGUCUGACUUUUACUUGCACAGAUUGUGGGGCAACCCCGAUGAGGACUUGACAAACAAGCCAAAGUAUCUCGUUACAUUUACUGUUGGCUAUGAUCAAAGGAAGAAUAUUGAUGCAGCAGUGAAGAAGUUUUCAGACAACUUUACUAUUGUUCUAUUUCAUUAUGAUGGACGAACAACUGAAUGGGAUGAGUUCGAGUGGUCAAAGAAGGCAAUACAUAUUAGUGCCCGGAGGCAGACUAAAUGGUGGUAUGCAAAGCGGUUUUUGCAUCCUGAUAUUGUGGCUCCUUAUGACUACAUUUUUAUUUGGGAUGAAGACCUGGGAGUUGAGCAUUUCAAUGCAGAAGAGUAUAUUAAAUUAGUGAAGAAGCAUGGCUUGGAGAUCUCACAGCCUGGUCUGGAACCUAACAGUAAGUUAACCUGGCAAAUGACAAAGAAAAGAGGUGAUACUGAAGUUCACAAAAAAACAGAGGAGAGACCAGGCUGGUGUUCAGAUCCACAUCUUCCUCCUUGUGCAGCGUUUGUUGAAAUUAUGGCUCCAGUGUUUUCACGAGACGCAUGGCGGUGCGUGUGGCAUAUGAUGCAGAAUGACUUGGUCCAUGGCUGGGGUCUAGAUUUUGCUCUAAGAAAAUGUGUUGAACCUGCCCAUGAGAAGAUAGGAGUUGUAGAUGCUCAAUCGGUUAUGCAUCAAUCUGUUCCCAGUCUUGGGAACCAGGGAGAAUCACAAAAUGGCAAAGCACCAUGGCAGGUGGUGAGGGAGAGAUGCAAAAAAGAGUGGAGAAUGUUUCAAGAUCGUUUUGCAAGAGCAGAAAAAGCAUAUUACAAGUCAAUAGGAAUUAAUAAUCCUUCCAAAUCGAAACUUAAUUAAGCGACACCUACACAAUCGACAGGCAUAUCAUAACCAAAUUGCUUUGGUUCCCAGAUAAGUUUGUAUUAUCCAAUAUUAUUAUAGUUGUUAACUAUUAUAUUAUUCAUUAACUAAUGAAAAAAAUCUCAAUUAUAAUUCGAUUUGUAUUUCUUAAAGUAGGAUAAUAUUAUCAUUCAUGUGUAUACCUCAAUCCUCAAUACAAAACUUGGUCUUAU